This is a messenger RNA of Filobasidium floriforme, 2100 nucleotides long. Its product is annotated as DNA polymerase alpha/epsilon subunit B-domain-containing protein. The record is from RefSeq and is a predicted model, not a curated record. Gene Ontology annotation, biological process: DNA replication initiation; DNA replication. NCBI's taxonomy places the organism in Eukaryota, Fungi, Basidiomycota, Tremellomycetes, Filobasidiales, Filobasidiaceae. Gene Ontology annotation, molecular function: DNA binding. Gene Ontology annotation, cellular component: alpha DNA polymerase:primase complex. The transcript has 11 exons. The annotation marks the transcript as partial.
UCGAUAUGCAAGAUCUACUCCAUCCCCGCCUCGGAGCUCUUUUACAAGUACGAAGCCCAUCUCCUCUCCCUCCCCACCUCGCACCCUUCGCAUCCCUCAUCGACCUCGUCACACAAGAAUACCUCGGGGAUGGUGGAUAUGGAGGUAGCUAGAGAGUUGAGAAAGGUGGUCAUGAGGGAACAACAAUUGGGCAGGACGGGAAUGCAUGGGGUAGGAGUGGGAGGGCUGGGAGCAUAUGGUCAUGCGGGCGUGAAUGGGAUGGCAGGGACGCCAGGGAGUAAAGCGGGAGUGAGAAGGACGGGAGCUGGAGAUAUUGGAGGGUUCCUGGACACGUUGACCACCCCUUCCCGCCCAUCCGCCUCUACCUCCAGCUCUACCCCACAAUCGACCUCUGCUCGUCCCCCUCCUGCUACACCACAGUUCACACCGACACCCACCCAGAACAGGACGGCUUACCCCUCCAGACCGCCAGCCGGGUCGAGUUCGACGUCGGGGUCGGCGUUCGUCACCCCGUCCAGACCGAUGGCCAACGGGUCGGGGUCGAUGACGGACGGGGCGAGCUCGGGGAUGAAGCCAAACGUCCCCUUUGCCCACCGCCCUUCCCCAUCAGAGAGGCUAGAGACGCUGAACCCCGAACUGGACCCGGCGAGCGGAAUUCCCUUGGAUUUCUCGAGCCACAAGGGGAGGGUAAAGAUGAGCGGGACGAGGAGGAUCGAGGAUUACGAUUAUCGAUACAUGUUUGAAAAGAUGACGGAUCGGAGUGCAGCGCUCGACGAGGUGAUUGAAGACUAUGCGGAUACUUUCCGGCUGGACUAUCGGAUAGACGAGCUGGGGGACCCAAGCGUCAUCUCCGAGGAACCCGUCCACGUCGUCGGGCGUCUCAUCUCGACCCCGACGGAUUCGGGCAAACCCACAGCCAACUCGUUGCAGAUCGAAUCCUCUCGAUCCAUCGGAGCGGGAAAGAGGACGCCGUUGGUUUUCAGCAACGACGUAAAAGUCCGCGGGGGUACGCCAGGGGUGAAAGGGUUCGGGGUGUUUCAGGGUGGGAUCGUCGCGCUCAGAGGGAAAAACGGAGGCGGAGGCGCGUUUGUCGUGGACGAGGUGUUGAUGCCCCAUCCGAGCGAACUGGCGGUCACGCAGCCUUCCCAGCUGGCACAGUUUCAACAUACGCAGUUGCAAGGCCAACCGCUCUCCAUCGUCAUCGCGGCUGGCCCGUUCACGCUGGAUACCGACCUCGACUAUGAACCGCUGGACGCAUUGAUGGAGGUCGUCAGGAACGAUCGACCGGACGCCUUGAUCCUGUUGGGACCCUUUGUCGAUUCGGCACACCCAAAGAUCAAGGCGGGCGACGUGGACAAGCGACUGAUCGAGAUCUUCCGCGAACAAGUUGGGGAUCGGAUAUCGUCUUUCUCGGAAUCAUGUCCGGGGACUCAGAUCAUCAUGAUCCCGAGCGUACGUGACCUGAUCAGCCGGCACGUGGCCUUUCCGCAAGCCAACUUUGAAAAGGAACGAGCGGCCGAGUUGGGGCUGCCAAAGCGCGUCAGGUUCUUGCCCAACCCGUGCUCUUUCUUUAUCAACGAGGUCUUGUUCUCGAUGUCUACGGUCGACGUCCUGUUUCACCUUCGUAAAGAGGAAUACUUUAGACGUGCCGAAGAGGCAGAGCCUGAACCGGGUGCCGUGGCAUCCAAAGACGCCAUGGCCGAGCUUUGUCGGCACGUCUUGAAUCAGAGAAACUUUUACCCAAUCUUUCCUCCGCCGGCAGACCUCGCUGGCGAUGUCAACCUGGACGUAACGCACCAGGAACUGCUGCGCUUCGAACUGCGUGCGCCGGACGUGCUCAUCCUGCCGAGCAAGCUGAAACAUUUCGCCAAGGCGAGUAGAAUGCGAUGUGAUAUAUGCCAUCAUUCGCUGACGAUCGUCGACUCGGUCGUCACCGUCAACCCGUCCUACCUCGCCAAGGCCUCGUCGGCAGGAACGUUUUGCAAGAUGGCAAUACAUCCAGUAGCUAGGACCGAACUCGUGGCGGCUGCCGAGCGAGGGGACGAGGAGCAAGAGCAUCGCGUGUACGAGCGGGCGAGGGUAGAUUUGAUCAGGAUCUGA